CAGUUGAAGGAAAUUUAAUCAUAUUUCGCAUUUAUCGGUCGGUUUGGGAAGUUAUGGAGAAUUUGGAGAGGGAUUUAGAGGAGAUGAGAGAUUACUUCAAGAGUGGGAAAACAAAAGAAAAAACAUGGAGAAUUUCGCAGCUCAAAGGCUUACGCCAAUUCCUAAACCACAAAGAAGAAGAGAUUUAUAGUGUUCUAAACCAAGACUUGGGAAAACACCAUGUCGAAGCUUUUAGGGACGAGAUUGGAACGUUGGCCAAGUCUCUGAACUUUGCUUUGGAACAUUUGGAUAAUUGGAUGUUACCCAAAAAGGCAAAACUGCCGGCAAUAGCUUUGCUAAGUUCGGCAGAAGUGGUUCCACAGCCUCUGGGCGUUGUUCUUAUAAUCUCAUCUUGGAACUUUCCGUUUGGGUUGUCGUUGGAGCCGUUGAUAGGAGCAGUGGCAGCCGGAAAUUGCGUGGUUGUGAAGACGUCGGAGUGUGCUCCGGCGAGUUCGGCGUUUCUGGCGAAAGGCAUCGGGAGUUAUGUGGACGGGAGAGGCGUGAGGGUUGUGGAAGGAGGGGCGGCGGUGGGCGAGCGGCUGCUGCAGCAGCCGUGGGACAAGAUUUUCUUUACAGGAAGUGCACGAAUAGGACGGAUUGUUAUGACGGCCGCCGUGAAACACCUGACGCCGGUGACUUUGGAGCUCGGUGGAAAAUGCCCCGCCAUUGUUGACUCCCUUUCAUCUUCUUGGGAUAUUCAGGCUGCAGCCAAACGACUCGUGAUCGGAAAAUUUGGAGCCUGUGCGGGUCAAGCUUGUGUAGCAAUCGACUACAUCCUUGUUGAGCAUAAAUUUAUAUCCACAUUGGUAGAAAUGAUAAAGAAAUUGAUCAAGGAAAUGUUCGGCAAAAGUCCGAAUCAAGCAAAAAGCAUGGCGAGGAUUGUAAACAAACAAAAUUUCUUGAGAUUGAAGAAUCUGCUGGAUGAACCUGGUGUCCGAGCUUCGAUCAUAUAUGGGGGAUCGAUGGACGAAGACAAAUUGUUUGUUGAGCCGGCUAUUUUGUUGAAUCCACCAAAUGAUGCAGAAAUUAUGAGAGAUGAAAUCUUUGGACCAUUCCUUCCCAUAAUCGGACUGGACAAGAUUGAAGACAGUAUAGAUUUCGUCAAUUUAAGGCCUAAGCCUCUCGCCAUUUAUGCCUUCACAAAAGAUAAAGCUUUCCAGAGAAGACUCGUUUCAGAAACUUCGUCCGGCAGCUUGACCUUUAAUGAUGCAGUUGUUCAGUAUGCAGCCGAUACACUCCCAUUUGGAGGGGUUGGUGAAAGUGGGAUUGGCAGGUAUCAUGGCAAAUUUUCAUUCGACACCUUUAGUCAUGACAAGGCAAUAUUGAAGAGGAGCUUUUUGCUCGACUUCUGGUUCAGAUAUCCACCAUGGAACAAUCACAAGCUUCAGCUGCUUAGACAAGCUUACAAUCUUAAUUAUUUUCAGUUUGUCCUCACUGUUUUGGGUUUGAAAAAGUCUUAAAAGAAGACACCUCCUUCUCUUGAGAGAUCCUCAUUCUACCGUAUAAAUAAACAAAAUGUAUUUUUGUUGUGUAAAAUGUAUUAAAUUUCAACGGGGACCUUCUGAUCUUAAUUCUUGUCUAGCAGCAUUUAUCCCUUAAAUGUUACAUGGGGCACCUUAUGAGCCAGUGUGAUCCCAACCGUAAAAAGUUAAACCUCUUUAUUAUUAUUUAUUUGAUGAGAAACAAGAACAUCCUAUUAGAUGAACAAAGGAAUUAGUGAAUUUUAUUUAAGAAUCAACAAAUUUUCGGAAGAUAGUAUCAAAAAACCAAAUACGAACUUUUGGUCCAAUCUUGAUUAGGUAUAUUAGAUCUUACUACAAAAGAAAAAUAUCCUCUUUUGGAAGUUACAGUAAGCAGAGAUAAUCGGUUAUUCCAUGGACAAAUUUAGUAGAUUAUUUCUCUUCAAUCUAGGUUCGAAAUCUCUCCUUGCAUAUUAAAAAGAAAAAGUUACAACAAGCCUUAUACUCUUUAGUUAGUCUUUCAAAUAGAAAAAAAGGAAAAAAAAAAAAAUCAAAAGCAAUGGAAGCCUAUAAUUUAGAUUACCACCAUGGACCAUGGUAUAUGUUCCUGUCGUAUUAAUGAACUUAUUUCACAGAUCAAACCUAAAAGGCACCGACAUCAGGCACCGACAUCAGGCACGAUAUUGCUUAAGAAAGGACAAAGCCAAAUUUAUCACAUGGGACCAAAAUUUUUCCCAACUAUAUAUAUUCUAUUAUAUGUUUAGAUAUUGCAACAAUGUGUGUGUGUUUUUUCGUUACCUGUUAGUGACUGGAUAGGUUGCUUCAAGAUUGGGCAACGGUUAUAGGAGGGAACUCUUGGGCGUUGAGAGUGAAGAAAUCAUCAUAAAGAAAUUAAGGAGAUUAAAGUUAAAAAUUUGUGGGGUAUGAACUGUUCUAAUUAGAUCGGUUAAUUUUAUUCCAAAUAUAUUUGAUAUUUGAAAUGCAUAAUCUGAAUGGUCGAGGGAAUUGAGUUCUAAAUUGUGCAUCUUGAAACAAUUUAUUAUUCACCAUAGAACCUUUUAUUUUUCUCUGCCAAGUUCUUCUACACAUGAACAAUUGCAUUCACAUUACCUACAUAUUGAUUGAUGUCACUGUAAAAUAGAUAACUAACAAACGUACUUUUACCAAUCUUUAAUUGUCUUAGAUGAUUAGAGAAUUAGAUUUACAAUAACAAGAAAAUAUCCGGAACUAUCAGAUCGCUUUAAGUUGAUAGGUCAGGACCUUUAACACUUGAAUAAUUAAUACAUAGCGGAGAGAAGUAAUUUUGCAAAAAUUUUAAUUUCAAAUUUUUCUGUCGUGAUUACGGGUUAAAUUACUAUGAGACCCAAAGUAAUGGAUAAAGUUUAGAAUAAAUUCAACUUUUAUCAAUAUUUAAUUAACUAUAACAAAGAAACAGCAGUCUUUUCUUUAGUGUUUUUUCUUUAUUUAGCGCAGUUUGAACUCGUUUCUAGCUCACAAGCAAAACUAACCGUAAGUUUAGUAUUAAGAACGACAGUUAGAAAGUUUACAAGCUCAUCAUCAUAACUUAAACACUAAAAUAGAAAUACAUAAUUUCAUAAAGUUUACAAUCUCGUCAUUAUAACUUAAACAUCAAAAUACAUAAAUUUUAAUGAAAUAGUGAUCAACACAAAUCCCAAACCAGAAAAAAAAAAA
Messenger RNA from Momordica charantia (bitter melon), 3191 nucleotides. Its product is annotated as aldehyde dehydrogenase family 3 member F1. Gene Ontology annotation, molecular function: aldehyde dehydrogenase (NAD+) activity. The record is from RefSeq and is a predicted model, not a curated record. Gene Ontology annotation, cellular component: cytoplasm. Lineage: Eukaryota; Viridiplantae; Streptophyta; Magnoliopsida; Cucurbitales; Cucurbitaceae. Gene Ontology annotation, biological process: aldehyde metabolic process.